Messenger RNA from Cyphomyrmex costatus, 1660 nucleotides. It is a transcript of the gene Trmt6, whose product is annotated as tRNA methyltransferase 6 non-catalytic subunit. NCBI's taxonomy places the organism in Eukaryota, Metazoa, Arthropoda, Insecta, Hymenoptera, Formicidae. Gene Ontology annotation, biological process: tRNA methylation. The transcript is spliced from 2 exons. Gene Ontology annotation, cellular component: nucleus; tRNA (m1A) methyltransferase complex. The coding region runs from base 122 to 1567 and encodes 481 amino acids. The record is from RefSeq and is a predicted model, not a curated record.
GGCGGAUAAUGCGGAUAGUACAUGUGGCAACAGUUGAAGAGGGUGGGGUGGAAAACAUUGAAAGGACCAGACAUGCAAAUAAUUCAAGAAAGGCCUAACCUGUAGAACAAUUGAGAGUACAAUGAAUGCUGUCGUGGAAGACACGUGCGAGUCGGUGGAGGAUGUGAUCACAGUGGGCACCCACGUGAUAGUCAAGAAACAAGAUUUCAGCAAGAUAUACAAAGUGUCUGAGAAUGGUAUUUUAAUGUUAGGAAAAAAUCAAAGGGUAGAAAUGCAGGAAAUCAUUGGCAAACCAUUCUGGAGCACGUUCGAGAUGAUACCCUUGCUGAGCAACAAGGGUACUUUCACCUUGAAACUGACAGAUGAAAUAGAACCAUGGAACGAUUUAAAGGGCGAGCUGAGUGGUUGUGACAAUCGUUCCAUCACAGAUGAUGGUACAUCCCAACGGCUGUCGAAGGAGGAGAUCUUGCAGUUGCGGGAAGCCGGUAAGACUGGCAAGGAAAUAAUCAGUAGCCUCAUUGAGAACAGCAAAUCUUUUUCUGCCAAGACGGAGUACUCCCAAGAGAAGUACAUCAAAAAAAAGAAACUCAAAUAUUUUAGGUUCCUGACAAUACACAAGACAUCUAUAUUAUUGUUGCAUGAAGUAUACUUUAAAAGAAAACACGAGAAAAUCGGAGGAUUGAGAAUGGAUGCUCUGGCACAGAUGUUGUCCUACAGCGAUGUACAAUCUGAUGGCUUGCACCUAUUAUACAGCAAUGGAUUUCAAGGAUUACCUGCAGCGGCUAUGAUCAACAGAAUAGGUAUGAACACUAGUGGUUAUCUAAUCAACUUACAUCCUGGUAACAUGCCUCAAACUACAUUCAUUGAAGCCAUGAACUUUCCCGAAGAAUUAAGAAACAGGCACCUUGCAGUAAAUAUUUAUACUUUUUUGAGAUUACAUUAUCAAGGUGAAUCAAGCAUAAUAGACAAUAUUUCCAAAAAGAUUGUUAAUAAAGGCAUUGAAGAACAAGAUACUGAAAAAUCGUCGGAAGAAUCUGAAGGAGAAACUAUGAAUGACGAAGUAUCCGAAACGGACAUGGAAGUUUCAGAACUAGAAACUGAAGCAAAAGAAAAUGGUACGUUUCUUACAAACGAUACUAGAGAAGAUACCAAUACUUUGAAACGAAAACUCGAAUCUGAAAAGCUCGGGAUAGAAGCAGCGGAAUUGAAGAAACCGAAGAAAUCUACAAAUCAAUUAAAAUGGUUGUUAGAAACAAAACGCGCUGUGGAUUUAUUAAGCAGCACGAAAGCCCGUGGUUUAACAAUCGUAGCGAAAGAGCAUCCUUUACAAAUCGCAAACGCAUUGCUGCCCUUCUUGGGAAUCUCACGGCCGUUUGUUAUCUUCCAUGCGCAUCGGGAACCUUUGCAGGAAACUUAUGUGGAACUCAAGCAGAAACGCAAUGUAAUAAAUUUGAAAUUGUUUACGAACUUUUUACGUUCGUAUCAAGUAUUGCCCGACAGGACACACCCCGAUAUUUUGACGAAUGAUACCGGUGGUUAUAUUUUAACGGGUUACUUAGUUGAGUAACACAUAAAAAUUGUUUUUAUCAAAUUUUGACAUGAAAAAUUGAUCCGUUUAGACUCGCAUACUCAAUACCAAUGAAAUACUAAACAAGUAAAA